AUGCCGGAAAGAUGCAGCCCAGCCGGGCGACGGCGAGCAAAGGGAGGCGGGGGGCGAAGCAGGGCGCGCGAAGGGAGCAGCGCGGGAGGGGGCAGGCGGCGAGUGACUCUUGCAGGCCGGCCUGCUAAUUAAAGAAAUUUGGGCUGCGCCCCCCCCCCCCGCGCCGUCCCUUCCUCGCUCUCCUCCCCCUCGAGGCAGCCCGGGCUCCUUUUGCGUCUGCGGAGAGGCAGCAUAAGAGGGCACUGGAGGCGGGGGUGGGCGACGACGGCGAGCCGAGAACUUCUGGCGGGGUUGCCUUUGCGAGGGACCCGGUGUCGCCUCGCCCACCCACUUGCAAGCCGAUACCCGGCGCGGACUCUGCGCCCUUAUAAAGCGCAGCCAUGGAGUAGGUAACCGAGACGGGACGGAGCCCGAGGGGAGCAGCAGGCGUCCAGGCGAAGCGGACUCUCCUAGGCGCAGGAGACCCGUCCAAGGUGCGCGCUCCGAGACAGGGAAUUAACUGGGAACGUGGCUCCGAUUCCUCUCUCUGUGCGCUUCUCCUUUGCAGUGCAAUGUGCAGACUCCUAAAGUCUCCUGUGCUGCUCGGUCUGGUGCUGGUGAUGCUAUCGGCUGGACAUUGCAAAGAAACACUGGAAUCAAGUGCAGAGCUGAAGGAAAGGCAAAACCUCCUGAAUCUUAUCAUGGAGAUAAUUCAGGAGCUGAGGAAGUACCACCUGGAGGAAGAGGAGGAGAACGGGGCUCAGUACAAACAGGACUAUCUUUCGGAUCGGAGGAAAGUAGCCGAUUAUGGAACCUACUCAGAGGAACAGAGAGUUGAAAUAGUUCCUAGAGAUCUAAGAAUGAAAGACAAGUUUUUAAAGCAUUUAACAGGUCCUCUUUACUUUGGUCCAAAAUGCACUAAACACUUUCAUAGACUUUACCACAAUACAAGAGAUUGCACCAUUCCGGCAUACUAUAAAAGAUGUGCCAGGCUUCUGACUCGGCUAGCUGUAAGUCCAAUGUGUGUGGAAGGAUAAGGUAAGCAUUUGAUUUUGCCCUCAUCAAAGGAAAAAAAUAAUAACCAAGAGAAGUGCCUUGGAAACUAACAGGGAAAUCAAAUACCAUCUUUGUAACAUAUCCAUUGUGAACAAGAGAUUUAUUUUUGCAAGUUGAUGGACUACUUCCCAUAAUUCUUUAAACAUGUGUUUUGUAUACUUGUCACCACUGUUUACAGAUACAUUCUUUAUGGUAGAAAAACUACCACUAGAACUUCAGUGUUUAAUAAUACUUUUAGCUGCCCUACAUCAGAAAUGUUGCUAUGCCAAAAGAUUCAGUAAUAUCUUUUUCAAGUACAAAAAUAUUGUACAUUCUGAUAUUUUAUGGGUACCGGUUGAGAAAAAGAUAUUGUUUGAGACCUUUCAUGCUUAUGCAAAUUCAAAAUGUUUGGUUGCAAACUUAUUCACAAAUUUGUACGGUAAGGGUCGAAUCAGACUCCUACAGUGCAAACUGCAUGCCACUUUCAAAUGUGUUUUAAGUGGAAAUUUGGAUUCUGACAUAUGUUUUCUGUACAAUAGAGGUAUAAACAUUCCAGCUAAAUGUGCAAUAUGUAAAUAAUGUAAAUAACAUAAGUAAUAAAGUGUUUGGUAUACAA
Sphaerodactylus townsendi is the source of this 1630-nucleotide messenger RNA. RefSeq names its product ALK and LTK ligand 2 (gene ALKAL2). Gene Ontology annotation, molecular function: receptor signaling protein tyrosine kinase activator activity; receptor tyrosine kinase binding. NCBI's taxonomy places the organism in Eukaryota, Metazoa, Chordata, Lepidosauria, Squamata, Sphaerodactylidae. The record is from RefSeq and is a predicted model, not a curated record. The transcript is spliced from 6 exons. Gene Ontology annotation, biological process: positive regulation of ERK1 and ERK2 cascade; positive regulation of ERK5 cascade. Bases 552 to 1016 code for a protein of 154 amino acids.